CUCCACUGGUAAAACCCCUGAGUCUUUGGUUUUGCCUCUAAAUCGAGUGGAGAAGUAGGGACGUCAGUUCGCGUAACCGCUCUAUGUGGAGUAUGCAACGAGAAUCCUCUGUCCUACUUAGUCUCAACUCUCAAUCGACGGCUUCAACUUAUUAAUCGACUGUGGCUGGCAUGACCUCUUUGUCCUCUCCUUUCUUCAAUCCCUCUCCAGACUUCAAUCCAUCCCUAUAACGGUAACACCCUGUCGGAAACCUGUGAAUCUUUGGUUUCAAACCAAGUGGAGAAUGGGGACGUCAGUUCAUGUAACCCCACUAUGUGGAGUGUACAAUGAGAAUCCUCUGUCCUACUUAGUCUCAAUUGACGGCUUCAACUUCUUAAUCGAUUGUGGCUGGAAUGACCUCUUUGACCCCUCCCUUCUUCAACCCCUCUCCAGGGUAGCUUCAACAAUAGACGCGGUGUUGUUGUCGCAUCCUGAUACGCUUCACCUUGGUGCUCUCCCGUAUGCCAUGAAACAAUUUGGACUAUCGGCUCCUGUUUAUUCCACGGAACCGGUUUACAGAUUAGGCCUUCUCACUAUGUAUGAUCAGUAUCUCUCACGUAAGCAAGUAUCAGAGUUUGAAUUGUUCACCCUGGAUGACAUUGAUUCUGCUUUCCAGAAUGUGACUCGGCUAACCUACUCCCAGAAUUAUCAUUUAUCUGGAAAAGGAGAGGGAAUUGUGAUUGCUCCUCAUGUUGCUGGACAUCUAUUGGGUGGUACCGUUUGGAAGAUAACGAAGGAUGGAGAAGAUGUCAUAUAUGCUGUAGACUUUAACCGCCGCAAAGAAAAGCAUUUGAAUGGAACUGUUCUAGAAUCUUUUGUUCGGCCUGCUGUUCUGAUAACUGAUGCCUACAACGCUUUGAACAAUCAACCUCCUAAACAGCAAAGAGAAAGGGACAGAGAUUUUGUAGAUACUAUCUCGAGGACUCUAGAAGCUGGUGGAAAUGUGUUACUACCUGUCGAUACUGCUGGUCGUGUGUUGGAACUUCUCUUGGUUUUAGAAGAGCACUGGGCAAUGAAGUCUUUGAACUACCCCAUCUUCUAUCUGACAUAUGUUUCAUCGAGCACAAUUGAUUAUGCCAAGAGUUUUCUUGAGUGGAUGAGUGAUGCUAUAGCUAAAUCCUUUGAAACUUCACGUGACAAUGCUUUUCUUCUGAAGCAUGUCACACUCUUAAUCAGCAAGAAUGAACUUGAUAAAGCGCCAGAUGUUCCUAAGGUUGUACUAGCAUCCAUGGCCAGCUUGGAAGCAGGUUUUUCUCAUGAUAUUUUUGUUGAAUGGGCAGCCGAUGUCAAGAAUCUUGUGCUAUUUACUGAAAGGGGCCAGUUUGGCACGUUAGCUCGCAUGCUCCAGGCAGAUCCACCUCCAAAAGCUGUUAAAGUCAUGAUGUCUAGGAGGGUUCCUUUGGUUGGGGAGGAGUUGAUUGCUCAUGAAGAAGAGCAAAACCGGUUGAAAAAAGAAGAAGCUCUAAAAGCUAGUCUCAUCAAAGAGGAGGAAUCUAAAGCUUCUAUCGUGCCUGAUAUCGAUUCAAGUGAUCCAAUGGUCAUUGACACUAAUAGCAAGCACUCUUCACUGGAUGGUCAACAUGGAAGUGGAUACCGUGAUAUUCUGAUUGAUGGAUUUGUGCCCCCCUCCACUAGUGUUGCCCCAAUGUUUCCCCUCUAUGAAAAUGCUUCUGAUUGGGAUGAUUUUGGGGAGGUCAUAAAUCCUGAUGAUUAUGUAAUUAAGGAUGAAGAUAUGGAUCAAGCAGCUAUGCGUGUUGGUGGGGAUAUGGAUGGAAAGGUUGAUGAAGCCUCUGCUAGUUUGAUACUUGACACAACACCUUCAAAAGUCAUAUCUAAUGAGUUGACUGUGCAAGUGAAGUCUUCACUGAUUUACGUGGAUUAUGAGGGGCGUUCUGAUGGUCGAUCUGUCAAAUCAAUCCUUGCACAUGUGGCUCCAUUGAAGCUUGUCUUGGUGCAUGGGUCAGCUGAGGCAACCGAGCAUUUGAAGCAACACUGCUUAAAACAUGUCUGUCCUCAUGUUUAUGCUCCUCAAAUUGAGGAAAAAAUUGACGUUACAUCUGAUUUGUGUGCUUAUAAGGUACAAUUAUCUGAGAAGCUGAUGAGUAAUGUGUUAUUUAAAAAGUUAGGAGAUUAUGAAAUAGCCUGGGUGGAUGCUGAAGUAGGGAAGACAGAAAAUGAAAUGCUCUCUCUACUACCCAUCUCGACCCCAGCCCCACCACAUAAAUCUGUUGUCGUAGGUGAUCUAAAACUGGCAGAUUUCAAGCAGUUUCUUGCUAGUAAGGGUGUCAAGGUAGAAUUUGCUGGUGGGGCAUUGCGAUGUGGUGAAUAUGUGACAUUGCGCAAGGUUGGGUUUGCAAGCCAGAAGGGUGGCGGUUCUGGUACUCAGCAAAUUAUUAUUGAAGGCCCCUUGUGUGAGGAUUACUACAAAAUACGCGAUUAUCUGUAUUCCCAAUUUUAUUUACUUUAAAUUGCACAAUGAAAUCUGGAAAUGUGGUUCACAUGUUCUCCGCCCUUCAACUGGUUCUGCUAUUGAACCACGGCUUUUUUGGGGGCUUAUAGAGGAUGGAAGGCAAGGUUGGUGAGGCUGCACUUCAUCUGCAGCGGUGCAGCCCUACAGCCCCUUCUCUGAGAAAGAGUAUUCAUUUGGGUUGUUUCUCUGUUGAAUAUUGUGCUUGAAUAUACCAUUUACUUAUUCUAGAAAAAUGUAAGGUUGUAGGAUAGUAUAAUUUUCCUCUUGCUUUUGCACUUCACUUUUUAGGAAGUGGAGGUAUAUCUGAAUCUCUUUAAAUAGUUGCACUACUAGAACUAGAGACACACAUAUACAUAUUUGCAAUUCUCAAAUUUGCUUUC
Messenger RNA from Theobroma umbraticum, 2889 nucleotides. RefSeq names its product cleavage and polyadenylation specificity factor 100 (gene CPSF100). The record is from RefSeq and is a predicted model, not a curated record. Gene Ontology annotation, cellular component: mRNA cleavage and polyadenylation specificity factor complex. Gene Ontology annotation, biological process: mRNA 3'-end processing by stem-loop binding and cleavage. NCBI's taxonomy places the organism in Eukaryota, Viridiplantae, Streptophyta, Magnoliopsida, Malvales, Malvaceae. Gene Ontology annotation, molecular function: RNA binding.